GGAGCUUAAAAAUAAUAUGAUUUUACCUAAAGUUUGCCAGAGAGGGCAACGAAUCUCCCUGAGAGGUGCUACUCUUUCAAGAAAAGCUCAAUGGAACCAUGCUCAUAUUGUCACGCCUCAUUUUAGACCUUAUAGCGGCAAAGAGAUGAUCCAGACUGUGAAGGGGAUGAAGGAUGUCGAGGGACUUGAUUACGACAAAUUCUCAUAUGUUACUUCUACUGCAUCAAAAAUUGCAGCCUCUUUUGGAUAUUCAAACAUCAUGACUAAUAUUCUAGAGCCUGAAGAGCUAUUCAAAAGAUCUUUGGGACAAUACUCUGAUAUUGUGAAUAAAGAAAUGUAUUCUUUUGAAGAUCUUGGCAAGAGAAGGCUAGUUUUGAGGCCUGAAGGCACGGCUGGAGUCAUCAGACACUUGCUGAAUGACUCUGGUAAACUGCAUAGCUUGCAUAAAAGCAACCUCAAAUAUUUCUACCAAGGUCCAAUGUACAGAUAUGAAAGACCUCAAGCAGGGCGUCAAAGACAGUUUUAUCAAAUGGGCAUUGAAAAUUUAUGUAUGAAUGACUCUGGACCAAUUCAUGAUUUGGAAAUCAUUCUACUAGCUGAUACUAUUCUCAAGGAGAUUGUCCCGAGCCAAAAAGAUCUGGUACUAGAGAUAAACUCACUCGGGAGCCCCGGAGUUAUGUCUUCAUACAACAAAUUAUUGGUAGAGUAUUUCACGCUUCCAGAGAACUGGUCUCGCUUGAGUAAGCAAAGCCAAAUGAGGGUUGAAAACAAGAAUCCUCUGAGAGUUCUCGAUUCCAAGAAUCCAGCUGACCAAGAGGUUUCUCUUGGCAGUCCCAAGAUUCAGGAUGUCUAUGACAAAGAGAGCAGAGAGAAGUUCGAAGGGGUCAUUACGGGCCUUGAUUCUUUAGGAAUCAAGUACCAGAUCAAUCCAAACUUAUGAAGAGGUCUUGAUUACUAUGAACACACUUGUUUUGAGUAUAAAUACAAUUCUAAAAAGCUUGGAAGAAGUCAGAAUACUAUACUUGCUGGAGGAAGAUAUGAUGGCUUAGCUCAGUACCUAGGCCAUUCGGAACCAAUAUCCUCUGUUGGUAAUGUUUAGAAUUUAAUGAAUAUAGGAUGGGCAGCUGGAAUAGAAAGACUUUGACUAAUUCUUUCUGAUUCAGAUCUUCCGUUAGAUUCAAACAUCAGGGUUGGAGUCACUUAUCUGAUUGAUAAGAAACAGUCAGGGGAAGCUGAAAAGUUAGAAACUUUAAAGCUGUCUCAUCUUCUUAAAUCGUCUCUUCCUUCGGCUAAUUUUGAAGUUUUCACAAAGCACCAGAAAAAUAUUGGCAAAAAGCUAGAUGUUCUCUUUGGGGAGAAAAACUGAGAUUACGUAAUCAUGAUCGGAGAGAAUGAGAUCAGCUCUCAAAACUAUAUUCUCCGAGACAAAACUGGCAAUAUGAGAUCUUUUAGUGCAGAAGACCUUAUUACCAAGCUUAGAGCUCACUAAACUCACAUCCUUCACAGAAAAAUUCAA
This is a messenger RNA of Moneuplotes crassus, 1516 nucleotides long. The record is from the annotation of a GenBank genome assembly. NCBI's taxonomy places the organism in Eukaryota, Ciliophora, Spirotrichea, Euplotida, Euplotidae.